UAAAUACGCAGUCACACCCUUCAUCAAUUUACAAAAUAAAUGUUUAAAUUUUCCUUAAUUUUUAUAUAAAAGAGACAUAGCAAAAUGCGUGAACGGGACAGACACGAUAGGGAAAGAGAACGUGAUAGGGAGAGAGAUCGGGAACGCGACAAGGAACGCGAGCGUCGCUACCACUCCAAGUCGCCCAGCAGGAGCAGCCGGCAAAGCUCCAAGCCCAAAAAGAAGAAGUCAAAGAAAUCUAAAAAGUACUACAGACGUAGUCGUAGCAGCAGCCGCAGCACGUCGCGCAGCUCAUCGCCACGCAGUCCAAGCAGCUCCCGCAGCCGGCACAGCAAGAGUCGCAGUCGGGACUAUAACAAAUCUCGCUCUGCCUCCCAACGCACAACCAGAGCACCAAGCUCGGAGAGCAAUUCUCGAUCAACGCCUGUCAGUAGCAACGUAAAGGGUAUCGAUCUGCUCGACUCCAAAGUGCAAAAGGCCUUGGAAAAGAUAGACGAGGACACUUUCAAGCCGUCUGUUUUCUUCAGCACCAAAGAUCGUGAGGCCCCAGAGAAGGUUAUCAUAGAUCUGAAAAACGAAACGGUGACUGUGCCGAAACCAGUCCCAGUCCCGGUCCAAACCGAAGAUGUAAUAUUCCAUCCCAGCUUCCUUGGCAAUCCGGAUCUUAAGACAGAGAAAUGGAUUCGCAAACUUUACGUAUAUCGCCAAAAGUACAUCCAGGAAGUAGAAUAGUAGAGUUUACAAUCUGUAUUUAAGAAACAUAAAACUUAUGCUUAGAAUAUAUCGCUGCCUGUUCGUCGCGCACGUAGCAAUGCCUCCGA
Molecule: messenger RNA, 821 nt
Organism: Drosophila subobscura
Lineage: Eukaryota; Metazoa; Arthropoda; Insecta; Diptera; Drosophilidae
Product: serine/threonine-protein kinase fray2
Exons: 2
Coding region: 85-732 (215 amino acids)
Source: RefSeq, a predicted model, not a curated record